ACAACAAGCACAGAGGCUGCUCCUCCCACAACAAGCACAGAGGCUUCAACAACAUCCACAGAGGCUGCCACCACAACAACAGAGCCAGCCGAAACUACUACAGCUCCUCCCACAACAACCACAGCUCGUCCCACAACAACCACAGAGGCUGCCACAACAACCUUGACUGUUCCAACAACAACAGCUGCCACCACAACAACCACAGAGUCGGCCUCAAAAACCACAGAGGCAGCCACAACAACCUUGUCUGUUCCCACAACAACCACAGAGGCUGCCAAAAGUACCACAGCUCCUCCCACAGCAACCACAGCUUCUCCCACAACAACCAUAGCUCCUCCCACAACAACCACAGAGGCUGCCACAACAGCUACAGCUGCUGCCACAACAGCUACAGCUGCUGCCACAACAGCUACAGCUGCUGCCACAACAGCUACAGCUGCUGCCACAACAACUGACGCUCCCACACUAGUCACAGCUGCUGCUAAAUCAACCACAGCUGCUCCAGCUGUAACAAUAGAGGCUGCCACUACAACCACAACUACCACAACUCCUACUUCAGCAAUAACAUAUGCUUCCACAACAAAUUUGUCUGCUCCUACAACAAACGCUGCUGCCACAACAAUCACAGCUACUCCCAUGAUACCCACAGAGGCUAGCACGAGAACCACAGCUAUUACCACAACUACCAAAGAACCUCCCACACCAACCACAGCUAUUUACACAACAACCACAUUUAUGCCCACAUCAACCACAGAGGUUAGCACAACAAAUACAGCUGCUUCCACAACAACUACUACUUCUCGCACUAUCAGCACAUAUGAUGCAACAACAACCACCAUGAAUCCUACAGUAAUAGCUUCUUUGACACCAGCCACUGCUGCAUCAACAACAACUACCACUGCUCCCAGAACAAUCUCAGAUGCUACCACAACAGUCACUGCUGCUGCCACAAUAAUUUCAGCUGCUCCCACAACAAACAAAGCUGCAGCCACACAAACUACAACCAUCCCCGCAAAGAACGUAUCUGUUUCCACAUCAACCACAACUACAAUGGCUGCUUCAACAACUACAUAUUCUAUAGCUUCAGUGACAUCUACAAUGAAAUCGGGCACAGUGUUGGUUUUGGUUAGACUCACGUUCCAAGUCAACAAAUCCGUCCCCACUGCGGAAGAAGUCCUUGGGGCUGUUAAAAACCACCUUUCCAAUCAAUUCCUCCCACAAACCUACUUGGACAAUGCUAAUUAUAUCACACUUGCAAACAACUCAUUUGCCAUUGAACUUGCAUUCCAAAUUACCAAUGUAACCUUGGAGGAGACAGUGAGCCCAAAUGGUGCACUUACCUUCACCAGUGAGACUUACAACCAGAUACAGGAUUCAAUUGACAGCCUACUCUAUAAUAUUGUCAGUAAACCAGAGGGAAAACAAUUUGACCUUCCCAACGCCACGUUCACUGUUGUCAGCAAUCAAAUCAGUGCAGGUGUGGUGUAUGCAUACAACAGUGCUGACAUCAACCUUCCGAGUGCCUUUUUAGAGGAUGUUCUACAAGUGUCAGGUCUGGUGAUGAGCACCAUUGCCCCAACAACCACAGCUGCUGCCACAACAGCCACAUCUACAGCGAUGUCUACAACCAAAUCGGGCACAGUGUUGGUUUUGGUUAGACUCACGUUCCAAGUCAACAAAUCCGUCCCCACUGCGGAAGAAGUCCUUGGGGCUGUUAAAAACCACCUUUCCAAUCAAAUCCUCCCACAAACCUACUUGGACAAUGCUAAGUAUAUCACACUUGCAAACAACUCAUUUGCCAUUGAACUUGCAUUCCAAAUUACCAAUGUAACCUUGGAGGAGACAGUGAGCCCAAAUGGUGCACUUACCUUCACCAGUGAGACUUACAACCAGAUACAGGAUUCAAUUGACAGCCUACUCUAUAAUAUUGUCAGUAAACCAGAGGGAAAACAAUUUGACCUUCCCAACGCCACGUUCACUGUUGUCAGCAAUCAAAUCAGUGCAGGUGUGGUGUAUGCAUACAACAGUGCUGACAUCAACCUUCCGAGUGCCUUUUUAGAGGAUGUUCUACAAGUGUCAGGUCUGGUGAUGAGCACCAUUGCCCCAACAACCACAGCUGCUGCCACAACAGCCACAUCUACAGCGAUGUCUACAACCAAAUCGGGCACAGUGUUGGUUUUGGUUAGACUCACGUUCCAAGUCAACAAAUCCGUCCCCACUGCGGAAGAAGUCCUUGGGGCUGUUAAAAACCACCUUUCCAAUCAAAUCCUCCCACAAACCUACUUGGACAAUGCUAAGUAUAUCACACUUGCAAACAACUCAUUUGCCAUUGAACUUGCAUUCCAAAUUACCAAUGUAACCUUGGAGGAGACAGUGAGCCCAAAUGGUGCACUUACCUUCACCAGUGAGACUUACAACCAGAUACAGGAUUCAAUUGACAGCCUACUCUAUAAUAUUGUCAGUAAACCAGAGGGAAAACAAUUUGACCUUCCCAACGCCACGUUCACUGUUGUCAGCAAUCAAAUCAGUGCAGGUGUGGUGUAUGCAUACAACAGUGCUGACAUCAACCUUCCGAGUGCCUUUUUAGAGGAUGUUCUACAAGUGUCAGGUCUGGUGAUGAGCACCAUUGCCCCAACAAUCACAGCUGCUGCCACAACAGCCACAUCUACAGCGAUGUCUACAACCAAAUCGGGCACAGUGUUGGUUUUGGUUAGACUCACGUUCCAAGUCAACAAAUCCGUCCCCACUGCGGAAGAAGUCCUUGGGGCUGUUAAAAACCACCUUUCCAAUCAAAUCCUCCCACAAACCUACUUGGACAAUGCUAAGUAUAUCACACUUGCAAACAACUCAUUUGCCAUUGAACUUGCAUUCCAAAUUACCAAUGUAACCUUGGAGGAGACAGUGAGCCCAAAUGGUGCACUUACCUUCACCAGUGAGACUUACAACCAGAUACAGGAUUCAAUUGACAGCCUACUCUAUAAUAUUGUCAGUAAACCAGAGGGAAAACAAUUUGACCUUCCCAACGCCACGUUCACUGUUGUCAGCAAUCAAAUCAGUGCAGGUGUGGUGUAUGCAUACAACAGUGCUGACAUCAACCUUCCGAGUGCCUUUUUAGAGGAUGUUCUACAAGUGUCAGGUCUGGUGAUGAGCACCAUUGCCCCAACAAUCACAGCUGCUGCCACAACAGCCACAUCUACAGCGAUGUCUACAACCAAAUCGGGCACAGUGUUGGUUUUGGUUAGACUCACGUUCCAAGUCAACAAAUCCGUCCCCACUGCGGAAGAAGUCCUUGGGGCUGUUAAAAACCACCUUUCCAAUCAAAUCCUCCCACAAACCUACUUGGACAAUGCUAAGUAUAUCACACUUGCAAACAACUCAUUUGCCAUUGAACUUGCAUUCCAAAUUACCAAUGUAACCUUGGAGGAGACAGUGAGCCCAAAUGGUGCACUUACCUUCACCAGUGAGACUUACAACCAGAUACAGGAUUCAAUUGACAGCCUACUCUAUAAUGUUGUCAGUAAACCAGAGGGAAAACAAUAUGACCUUCCCAACGCCACGUUCACUGUUGUCAGCAAUCAAAUCAGUGCAGGUGUGGUGUAUGCAUACAACAGCGCUGACAUCAACCUUCCGAGUGCCUUUUUAGAGGAUGUUCUACAAGUGUCAGGUAUCAUGACAAGCACCACUGCCCCAACAACUACAACUGUUUCCACAACAACCACAGCUUCUGCCUUCACAACCAAUUUUACAGCUUCAGUGAUGCCUAUAACUACAUCGGGCACUGUGGUGGUUUUUGUGAGACUGCUGUUCCAGCUCAACACACCUGUCCCCAAUAAGGAUGUUAUCAUUGGGAUCAUCAACAAGCAAUUAUUUAAUCAAAUCAGGACUGUCACUCUAGCCACCUUAAAGAAUGCAACUUAUAUCCAACUUACAAAUACUUCAUUUGCCAUUGACCUUGGUUACCAAAUAACCAAUGUAACCAUGGUGGCGACACUAAGUCAAAAUGAUACAAUUACUUUCACCAAUGACACCUACAACCAGAUACAAGUUUCAGUUGAAAAUCUACUCCAUAAUAUUGUCAGUCAACCGGAGGGUAAAUUGUUUACCUUUCCCAAUGCCAGAUUCACUGUGGUUGGCAAUCAAAUUAUGGCAGACGUGAUGUAUGUAUACAACGAGGCAGACAACAACCUUCCUAGUGCCUUUUUACAGGACAUUUUAACAGUUUCAGGUAUCAUGACAAGCACCACUGCCCCAACAACUACAGCUGUUUCCACAACAACCACAGCUUCUGCCUUCACAACCAAUUCUACAGCUUCAGUGAUGCCUAUAACUACAUCGGGCACUGUGGUGGUUUUUGUGAGACUGCUGUUCCAGCUCAACAAACCUGUCCCCAAUAAGGAUGUUAUCAUUGGGAUCAUCAACAAGCAAUUAUUUAAACAAAUCAGGACUGUCACUCUAGCCACCUUAAAGAAUGCAACUUAUAUCCAACUUACAAAUACUUCAUUUGCCAUUGACCUUGGUUACCAAAUAACCAAUGUAACCAUGGUGGCGACACUAAGUCAAAAUGAUACAAUUACUUUCACCAAUGACACCUACAACCAGAUACAAGUUUCAGUUGACAAUCUACUCCAUAAUAUUGUCAGUCAACCGGAGGGUAAAUUGUUUACCUUUCCCAAUGCCAGAUUCACUGUGGUUGGCAAUCAAAUUAUGGCAGACGUGAUGUAUGUAUACAACGAGGCAGACAACAACCUUCCUAGUGCCUUUUUACAGGACAUUUUAACAGUUUCAGGUUUGCUGACAACCACCGCUGCCCCAACAACUACAACCAGCACUACACCACUUCCUACCCUUUUACUGACCACUUUUUUCAGUACCACAAGUGGCGGAGGUUUUCCUGGCUGGGCUCUGGCCAUUAUCAUUCCUUGUGGCAUUGCUAUCAUUCUUAUUCCCCUAUGGAUUCUGCUAGCAUGCAUGCUAUGUGGCUGUUGUGCUGCCAUUAGGAGACGCUGGCACAGACGCAGAUCUUACAAUGUACAGUACACCACCAGAAACGGACUAUUCUGAAAGGACAAGUCAUAGAAGAAUAGCCCGUCAUCUCUCUUUUUAUCAUCACAUUAAUUACUGUUUCACUUAAAAGAUAAAGCAUUGACUGGCUUAAAUUUUUAUAUUUUCUAUGUGGUUCCAAAUGCACUACUUUUUAUAAUAAAUAUCUGAUUUGAAUCAGCUGGAUAGGGUAUAUUUAUGUAUUUAUUUAGUGAUUUAUGUGUUCAAGCUGUGCUGUCCACUGAUUCAAAUUAUAGUUUAUAU
Molecule: messenger RNA, 5304 nt
Organism: Esox lucius (northern pike)
Lineage: Eukaryota; Metazoa; Chordata; Actinopteri; Esociformes; Esocidae
Product: cell wall protein DAN4
Exons: 38
Coding region: 637-5061 (1474 amino acids)
Source: RefSeq, a predicted model, not a curated record